AACAGCAUAUUUAGGACGCAUUCCAUUACAAAGCUCCUGUCUCUAAGAGUCUUUCAACCUUUUCGUUGGGUUAUUUUUCCAGUGUCAGUCCUUCGUAGUGUUAAUGUUAUUAUCUUUGGUUUUACGUAAAGAACAAAUCAAUGUUUUGCUAACGCUACUAGUGUAAAAUAGCUUAUAUAAGGUUAAGGAAAAACAUAACCGAACGCAGCCUUUUGGUUUCACAGUCACAUGCUAGUCAAGCCUGAUCAGCUGACAUCCUCCAGCUUCCCCUCUUGGUGCUCCUUCUCCUCCAUCGACCGUCAGCCUUUCUCUAAACGGCGUUAUUCUGUUAUCUUAGGGUUAUUGGUGUCAAAUUUUAGAUUUGAGCCAAAGAAUCCUCUGUGAUCCGGCAGGUUAGGUCCCCAGGUAGAUGCUGCUUGAGUGUAUGAUGAACGGACACGCUAUCCUGUAUACGGGGGUCACUUUGGCCUUCUGGACUACUAUACUGAUCGUCGGUAUCUGCUAUACUAUAUUUGAUCUUGGAUUCCGCUUUGAUAUAGCAUGGUUCCUGACAGAGACUUCUCCUUUUAUGUGGGCCAGUCUGGGCAUUGGCUUGGCCAUCUCUCUGUCUGUGGUGGGAGCUGCCUGGGGGAUCUACAUCACUGGCUCAAGCAUCAUCGGCGGCGGUGUCAAAGCUCCACGAAUCAAAACCAAGAAUUUGGUCAGCAUCAUCUUCUGUGAAGCUGUAGCGAUUUAUGGUAUCAUCAUGGCCAUUGUAAUCAGCAACAUGGCUGAGAGAUUCACUGGAACAACCCCUGAGACCAUCGGCGCAAAGAACUACCAAGCCGGUUACUCCAUGUUUGGAGCCGGUCUGACUGUAGGAUUUUCCAACCUCUUCUGUGGCAUCUGUGUCGGCAUCGUGGGCAGCGGAGCAGCUCUGGCAGACGCUCAGAACGCCAGCCUCUUCGUUAAGAUCCUCAUUGUGGAGAUCUUUGGCAGUGCGAUCGGCCUGUUUGGCGUCAUUGUAGCCAUUCUGCAGACGUCAAAAGUAAAGAUGGGCGACUAGAAGAUGCAUCCACACUCUGAGAAGAAGAAAUGACACUGCUGGAAAAUAAGAUGGAUUGUUGUGUAAAUACAUCGUAAAUUAUUUAAAUGUCUCUAUUUGCCUGGGGUUGUUUUUAACCAUUAUUUAUGCAAGAGUGGUUCAUUCACAUACUGCUGUCUUGUCUUUAGAGAAACAUUAAUGUUGAAUAGGAAAACUGGGAAAUAUCACCAGAUGUCAGUGUUUUUAUUUGUGCAUUAAUUUGCCUUGUCAACAAUUCGGCUUUACAUUUUGAAGAUACAGUAGGUUUAAAUGAGUUAACCCUUUCUUGACACUGUUUUUUUUUUCCUGCCCACUCUUGGAUGAAUGAUGAGUUAAAAACCUCACUAGACUAUUUGAAGAAAUUCUGUGUGUGUGCGUGUGUUUGUAUGCUGAACACGUGAUCUUUUUUUUUUCCUGUGAAGCAUGAGGGUGUUUACCAUUGUGUUUAUUACUGUAGCCUGGUCUGUCAUUUUUUUGUUUUGUUUGUUUUUUGUUACUAUUCUUUGCUAAUGAGCAAGUGGUCCUUAAUCCACAGUAUUCAUCAGGCCUCCUGCUGUUAUAGCGAUAGUAAAUCUAUCAGGUUUUAAAUGAGAGUACUGAUCUGAAACUACUAGUAAGCUCACUGGACACUGGAGUAUGCUCUUUGGGAGAAAAAAUAGUCUGAUCACAGAAGUAGAUCUGCUCUAAAUAUGUCAUCUUGUCAUUAAUUUCCCUUCAUUGCAAAAAUGUUAACAAAGACCUCUAGAGUUGAGCCUCCUGGUAGCUACUACUCCAUAAGCUGCUCCUCCCAGAUUCUUCAAAUUGUUUACGUUCAUCAAGGUUGUGAUCCUCUUUCCUGAAGUUCAGUAUUAUUCACACAAAAGUUGUACUGCUCAGUGGGAGGCCAACAGAUUAUGAAUAUCAAGAACACUUUUCUUAUAAGCAAAACUCCUUGUGAGUUGAACUGUAGCAUGAAGCUAGCAUUUUGUAAACACAGUCGAAAAAAAUGCUGUUGUCUGUUGGUCACCUUUCAGUGUGACUUAUUUAAACAGACAGAGGAAUAAGAUGUUGAUAUAGUGUUAGUAUGAUAGCUUCAGUGCUCUCCCUGGCUUACAUUCGAUGUUUUUCUCAGGUGGCUACUAAAUUUUAGAAAAACAUUUUGGACUCCUUCACAACUUCCAUGGACACACGUACUGAACAAUCAACACAAAGUCUGCUCUGUAGAUCUUCAUGUUCUAUAUCUUUUUUAUUUAAAAUGUCUUGAUUUGAAUGUAUAUGGUUCCGUGUUGGCUGACUUCCCAAAUUAUUUUCUAACAUUCCUGUAAAGAAGCUCCGUGUGUUUCAGGCUGAUCAGUGUGUUUGUGGGUGGUUUAUAUUAAAUGACAUAUUGGGCGUCAGCUACAUUACACAAAAGCCAUCUUUAAACUUUGGUAAUCAACGUGUGUAUGUGUUUUUUAUCAGCUGGUGGCUUCAACUUUUGAUGUUGGAAGAGUAGCUCCUACCUUGCUCAUGGGGAUCCAACUAAAUACUGAAACACAUCAGUCGACACUUUAUGUUUCAUACAGCAUUCCAAAAGUUAGGAUGACAGACCAUGGCAAAUAGUGAAUUGUCUUACAUGUAAUUUUUCCUCUGACCCUCUUGUGAAGUUGUGGAUGAGUGUAAACAUUGAAUCUUAACAUGGGGGAACCUGGGCUGUCUUCAGUAGAUCCACACCUGCCCUCCCAAAGGUGUCAAAGCAGCGAGCUCAACUUUGCCCUCUUGGUGGUUUUGUGAUUAAACCAAGACCUCUCCGCAAAGAUUCUUUUGGUAAACCAGGCUGUGCAACAAACCCCGGGCUUUCAGUGACUGUAGUUGGUACCGUGUGUGCAUUAUGUUGAUGUGAUGGUGAUAAGAAAGUAUCUCAUUGUUUUUGACAAUGUGUAUAAUAAUAACAAAAACAGAUCUUCACUUCUGAAUUCAUUAAUGUCCUUGAGAAAAUAAAACUGUCCAAAUCGAAA
Messenger RNA from Notolabrus celidotus (New Zealand spotty), 3039 nucleotides. It is a transcript of the gene atp6v0b, whose product is annotated as ATPase H+ transporting V0 subunit b. The transcript is spliced from 8 exons. Gene Ontology annotation, molecular function: proton-transporting ATPase activity, rotational mechanism. Gene Ontology annotation, cellular component: proton-transporting V-type ATPase, V0 domain. Gene Ontology annotation, biological process: proton transmembrane transport. Lineage: Eukaryota; Metazoa; Chordata; Actinopteri; Labriformes; Labridae. Bases 410 to 1045 code for a protein of 211 amino acids. The record is from RefSeq and is a predicted model, not a curated record.